AUGGACCAAAAUAAUUUACAAGAUAAUAACGGAUACAAUUUUACUGAAUCCAGUAAUUUACAACAAUCAAAUAUUAUUCAAUCGGAACAGGAACGUUCAUCAAAUACUAAUAAUAAUAAUUACAACAAUGUCAAUGUUGAUUUUUCUAUGAUGGACGAUCCGACAUCAUACACGAAUAGAACUUCUCAAUCUUACUCUACCGUUCCUUCUUAUCCUUCUCCUGCUAAUUCUUCCGUAAUCUUUGUUUUUGAAAUUCCCGGUUUCAAAAUCAUUUCUAUACCCAUUUCUUCUCCCAUGUCACUUAACCUGGCAAAUAAUUUCGCAAUUUACAGUCUUGACAUUCCUGGGUUUAAAAUCUUAGUUAUUCCUACUUCCUCUCAAUUUCAACAAUAAAUUAAUAUUAUAAUCUAUUAUUUG
Messenger RNA from Rhizophagus irregularis DAOM 181602=DAOM 197198, 417 nucleotides. RefSeq lists its product as uncharacterized. NCBI's taxonomy places the organism in Eukaryota, Fungi, Glomeromycota, Glomeromycetes, Glomerales, Glomeraceae. The record is from RefSeq and is a predicted model, not a curated record.